AUGAUGAGACUUCCGAGCGUCGCAGGUGCAGUACUUCUACUGCUACUGAGGGCGGUUCCAAUCGUGUAUGUGCAGUCAGCAUCGUCUUGCACCGCAGUUCCUGCCGUUGCCUCAUGCGUAUCCUCAAUCACAUCACUCAUCAGCCGCACAGCAUCCGUGUCGAAAUUUUGUUCUUCGGUCUUGGAAUGCCCGCUACCGACAACCACGACUCUAGUUGGCACCGUCUCAACGACAACAACCAAAACGCAAACGUCUACUUACACUCUUGAAGAAAUAGUAGGUAGCGGCACUGAAACAACUACGACAUCCACGUUCUCUUACACGGUAACAACUUCGUUCGUUACGUACACCAAUGUCGAAUACUAUCCGAUUAUCACAACCGAAGUGUCAUUUCUGACUAGCACUGUCACAGUAAGUCGCGAAUCGCAGAGUCCCCGGCAUUGUUGCCUUAUGAUCGUUUCUGACAUUGACUUCGGGAUAUUCCAGCAAGCGGAAAUUGCGACCCAAACACGAAAGAUCAAAUGCACCCCUUCAGCCAGCGACCCUUCUUUCUACCUCCUAGCAACCGUUGCGCCGGUCCCAACACCGGUACCAGUGUACAACAGCAAAUACGUGCUCGCGAACCCGCAGUUCGAAUUGUUCACAGAGAACGGCGUAUUGUUCGAGCCGCAGUAUACUCCGGACAAGGGCACCGCCAGCAUCUUCAUCCUCGAUAGCAAAGGCCGCAUCGUCACGCAAACAUCCUACGGCGAUCACUUCUUCGCCAGCGAUGACUAUAAUGACUUCGAGCUGAUGCACAUCCUGCCCCGUGGAUGGAUCCAGGCGCGCAGAGGUCAUAAUGGCGAGGACGCCGGAUUCGACUAUGUCUAUUGCACGAUGCAGCGUCCGUCGGGGCGAUAUGUUGGUGGAUUCAAGGAGUUGGCAUGCACGCAGGGGUACUUCCAUGCGACGGUCUUGCAGUAUUGUCCGUUAUAUGACGAGUAUUUCCACACAGGAACGGUGCUUGGGGCGGAGUACAGUGCUACAACUCCUGAUUGUCUGCUGGUGACAUAUCUGGUGGUUCCCGUCUGCUGA
Messenger RNA from Colletotrichum paranaense, 1074 nucleotides. RefSeq lists its product as uncharacterized. The transcript has 3 exons. The record is from RefSeq and is a predicted model, not a curated record. The coding region runs from base 1 to 1074 and encodes 357 amino acids. Lineage: Eukaryota; Fungi; Ascomycota; Sordariomycetes; Glomerellales; Glomerellaceae.